GUGGGAGAAAUGGUAGCUGCUCUGAGAAACCUCCGCAGAUGGAGGAACCUUCAGCUCAGUGAAGAAGAGGAGAAAACUUCUGGGAAAGCCAGGACUGCCCCAACGGGAUGUUAGAAAGCACAAAGUGGACUCUUGUGCUCCCUCUUUUUCUCCCCCGCCCUUGCUCCUCUGUCUGUCUGUCCCUCCUUGUCUCUCAGGCCAACUCGACCUUUGAAGAGCUGGCACGUGUUCAGCAGUUCCUCAAGGCUUGGGAAGAAGUGGGGCCCCAGAUCUGGCAUUUCUUCGACAAGAGCACCCAGAUGGCCAUGAUCCGAGAUACUCUGGAGAAUCCAACAGUGAAAAGCUUUGUGAACAGACAGCUUGAUGGGGAAGGAAUCACAGCUGAAGUCAUUCUCAACUUUCUCUCUAAUGGGCCUCAGCAGGAUCAGCCUAAAGACACGGUACACUUUGGCUGGAGGAAUAUCUUCAACUUCACAGACCGUACCCUGCGUCUGUUUAAUCAGUACAUGGAGUGCUUGAUCCUGGAUAAAUUUGAAAGUUAUGAUGAUGAAAUCCAGCUCACUCACCGAGCCCUCUCCCUACUGGAACAGAAUCGAUUUUGGGCUGGAGUAGUGUUCUCUGAUAUCUCUCCUUGGAACAGCUUACCACCACGCCAUGUGAAGUACAAGAUCCGCAUGGACAUAGACGCAGUGGAAAAAACAAAUAAGAUCAAAGACAGAUACUGGGAUCCUGGUCCAAGAGCUGAUCCAGUGGAAGACUUCCGUUACAUUUGGGGCGGCUUUGCCUACCUACAGGACAUGAUUGAACAAGGGAUUAUAAGGAGCCAGACCCAAGCAGAAGUGCCCAUUGGAAUCUAUCUGCAGCAAAUGCCAUACCCCUGCUUUGUAGAUGACGUCUUUAUGAUCACUCUGAACCGCUGCUUCCCGGUCUUCAUGGUGCUGGCUUGGAUCUAUUCCGUGUCUAUGGUGGUGAAGAGCAUCGUGCUGGAGAAGGAGAUGAGGCUAAAGGAGAGCUUGAAAAACAGGGGGGUCUCCAAUGCUGUAAUCUGGUGCACCUGGUUCCUGGACAGCUUCUCUGUCAUGGCAAUGAGCACGGUCCUUUUAACGACCUUCAUCGUGCAGGGCCAGGUCCUGCACUACAGCAAUCCGGCCAUCCUCCUGCUGUUCCUCCUGGUGUUCUCUGGGACCACCAUCACGCAGUGCUUCCUCUUCAGUGCCUUCUUCUCCAAGGCCAACCUGGCAGCGGCCUGCAGCGGCCUGCUCUACUUCACCCUCUACCUGCCCCACAUCCUCUGCUUCGCUUGGCAGGAACACAUGACCGCCCAGAUAAAGGUGGUGCUGAGCCUGCUGUCUCCUGUGGCCUUUGGGUUUGGCACCGAAUAUUUGUCUCGCUAUGAAGAGCAAGGCAUCGGACUCCAGUGGGACAACAUUGGCAAGAGCCCCAUGGAAGGCGACGAGUUCAGCUUCCAGCUUUCCAUCAAAAUGAUGCUGAUUGAUGCCAUCCUUUAUGGCUUCCUGGCCUGGUACUUGGACCAAGUAAUUCCAGGGGACUACGGAAAGCCACUUCCUUGGUAUUUCCUUCUGCAGGAGUCCUAUUGGCUUGGAGGGGAAGGAUGUUCAACCAGAGAAGAAAGGGCCCUGGAAAAGACUGAGCCUGUAACAGAAGAAAUGGAAGAUCCUGAUCACCCCGGGGAGAGACAUGAUACCUUCUUUGAGAGAGAGCUCCCUGGACUGGUCCCCGGCGUGUGUGUGCAGAAUCUGGUGAAGGUCUUUGACUUCCAAAGCAAGCCAGCAGUGGACCGUCUGAACAUCACUUUCUACGAGAACCAGAUCACCGCCUUCCUUGGGCACAAUGGCGCUGGGAAAACUACCACCAUGUCCAUCCUGACUGGGCUGAUCCCUCCUACUUCUGGCACGGUACUGAUUGGUGGGAAGGACAUCGAGACCCACAUGGACUCCAUCCGGCAGGACCUCGGCAUGUGCCCACAGCACAACAUCCUGUUCCACUAUCUCACGGUGGCUGAGCACAUCCUGCUAUAUGCACAGCUGAAGGGGAAGUCCAGGAAGGAGGCGCAGCUGGAGAUGGAAACCAUGUUGGAAGACACAGGCCUGCACCACAAAAGGAACGAAGAGGCUCAGAAUCUGUCAGGGGGCAUGCAGAGGAAGCUGUCAGUGGCCAUCGCUUUCGUGGGAGACGCCAAGGUGAUCGUUUUGGAUGAGCCCACCUCUGGGGUGGAUCCCUACUCCAGGCGCUCCAUCUGGGAUCUGCUCUUGAAGUAUCGCUCAGGACGAACCAUCAUCAUGUCCACUCAUCACAUGGACGAGGCUGACCUCCUGGGGGACCGGAUAGCCAUCAUUUCCCAGGGCAGACUCUACUGCUCAGGGACUCCCCUCUUUCUGAAGAAUUGCUUCGGCACAGGUUUCUAUCUAACCUUGGUGCGGAAGAUGAAGAACAUCCAGAGCCACGGGAAAGGCUGCGAGAAGACCUGCAGCUGUACAUCUAAAGGUCCGUCCAUCAGCUGCCCAAAGGUUGAAGAGAUAACAGCAGAACAAGUAUUGGAUGGAGAUGUAAAUGUGUUGAUUGAAAUGAUCCACCAUCAUGUGCCAGAAGCAAAGCUAGUAGAAUGUAUUGGCCAAGAGCUUAUUUUUCUCCUCCCAAAUAAGGAUUUCAAGCAGAGGGCCUAUGCCAGCCUCUUCAGAGAAUUGGAGGAAACACUCCCAGACCUGGGCCUCAGCAGCUUUGGGAUUUCUGACACUCCCCUGGAAGAGAUUUUCCUGAGGGUCACAGGAGAUUCUGAAUCAGGAGCACUGUUUGUAGGUGACAGUUAUCAGACAGGACCAAGUUUUAGCUUCAGAAACCCCGGUUUGAAUAGCAGUGAGAAAACCACAAGAGGAUCCCAGACCUUGAACGGCUCCCCAACUCCAGAACCGAUCCCUCCUGCUGAGGGCCAGGCCAGCAAGGAGGCGGAGGACGCCGGGAUGCCGCUGAACAAGGGUCCUCAGCUGCUCUGUCAGCACGUCCAGGCUUUGCUUAUCAAGAGGUUCUACCGUGCUGCCCGGAGCCACAAAGACUUCCUUGCUCAGAUUGUGCUCCCAGCCGGCUUUGUGUGUAUGGCGUUGCUGCUUGCCAUCAGCAUCCCCCCCUUUGGAGAGUAUCCCGCCUUGCGGCUUCACCCCUGGAUUUACGGACAGCAGUACACCUUCUUCAGCUCUGAACAGCCGGACAACGAGCAGCUGUCCACCCUUACUGAAGUCCUCCUGAACAAACCGGGGUUCGGGAACCGCUGCCUGAGAGACGCGUCGCUCCCGAAUUAUCCCUGUGGCAAUUCAACAUCCUGGAAGACCCCCUCUGUUUCUCCUAACAUGACUCAUCUGUUCCAGAAUCAGAAAUGGACAGCAGACAACCCGUCUCCUGCCUGCAAGUGCAGCACCCAAGAGAAGCUCACAAUGCUCCCAGAAUGCCCUGAGGGGGCAGGGGGGCUCCUUCCUCCUCAGAGAGUACAACGAAGCACGGAAAUCCUACAGGACCUCACGAACAGGAAUAUCUCAGACUUCCUGGUAAAAACGUAUCCCACGCUUAUAAGAAGCAGUAUGAAAAGCAAAUAUUGGGUCAAUGAACAAAGGUAUGGAGGGAUUUCCAUUGGAGGAAAGCUCCCAGUCUUCUGUAUCACUGGGGAAGAGAUAGUUGGGUUUUUACGAGACCUUGGUCAAUUUAUGAAUGUGAGCGGGGGCCCUGCCACUCAAGAGGCUGCAAAAGAAAUGUCCAAUUUCCUUAAAUAUCUGGAAACUGAAAAUAACAUUAAGGUGUGGUUCAACAACAAAGGUUGGCAUGCAAUGGUUGCCUUCCUCAAUGUGGCCAACAAUGCAAUCCUGAGAGCCAGCCUGCCCAAAGACAAGGACCCAGAGGACUUUGGAAUCACACUCAUAAACCAGCCACUGAACCUCACCAAGGAGCAGCUCUCGGACAUCACAGUGUUGACCACCUCCAUUGAUGCCAUGGUGGCCAUCUGUGUGAUCUUUGCCAUGUCCUUUGUCCCAGCCAGCUUUGUGCUCUAUCUGAUUCAGGAGAGGGUGAGCAAAGCCAAGCACCUGCAGUUUGUCAGUGGGGUGAGCCCCACCACCUACUGGGUCACCAACUUCCUCUGGGACAUGGUCAAUUAUGCUGUGAGUGCUGGGAUAGUGGUGGGGAUCUUUGUUGGAUUUCAGAAGCGAGCAUACACGUCCCCAAGCAACCUCCCGGCCCUGAUUGCCCUGCUCUUCCUCUAUGGAUGGGCCGUGACCCCGAUGAUGUACCCCGCCUCGCUGCUGUUUGACGUGCCCAGCACAGCUUACGUGGCCCUGUCCUGUGCCAACCUCUUCAUCGGGAUCAACAGCACCGCCCUCACGUUUGUCCUGGAGCUGUUCGAGAACAACAGCGCCUUGCUCACGCUCAGCGCCGUGCUACGAAAGGCACUGCUCAUUUUCCCUCACUUCUGCCUGGGCCGGGGGCUCAUCGACUUAGCCCUGAACCAAGCCGUGACAGACGUCUACGCUGCCUUUGGUGAGGAACAUUUUUCGGAUCCUUUCCAGUGGGAUAUCGUUGGAAAGAACCUGGUUGCCAUGGCAGUGGAAGGGGGGGUCUAUUUCAUUUUGAACCUGCUCCUCCAGCACCACGUCUUCCUCACCAGAUGGAUUGCUGACCCUACAAAGCAACCUGUUGCUGAACCUACUAAGCAAUUUAUGGCUGAUGAAGAUGACGAUGUGGCUGAAGAAAGACAAAGAAUUCUUAGAGGAGGCAAUAAAACUGAUAUCUUGAGGCUAAAUGAGCUCACCAAGAUUUAUUCGGGCACCACAAGUCCAGCAGUGGACAGGCUGUGUGUCGGGGUUCGCCCAGGAGAGUGCUUCGGUCUCCUGGGAGUGAACGGUGCUGGUAAGACGACCACAUUCAAGAUGCUUACUGGGGACAUCCCAGUGACCUCAGGAGACGCCGUCGUGGCAGGGAAGAGUAUUUUAACCCAAAUUUCUGAGGUCCACCAAAAUAUGGGCUAUUGUCCUCAGUUCGAUGCUGUCGAUGACCUGCUCACAGGUCGAGAACAUCUGUAUCUCUACGCCCGUCUCCGUGGUGUUCCUACAGAAGAUAUCAAAAGGGUAGCAAACUGGUGCAUUCAGAGCCUGGGUCUGUCUCCCUAUGCAGACCGACUGGUAGGCAGCUACAGUGGGGGGAAUAAGCGGAAGCUUUCCACAGCCAUUGCUCUGAUUGGCUGCCCUCCUCUGGUGUUGCUGGAUGAGCCCACCACAGGGAUGGACCCGCAGGCCAGGCGACUGCUGUGGAACACCAUCGUGAGCAUCAUCUGGCAAGGGAGAGCUGUUGUGCUGACUUCACACAGCAUGGAAGAAUGUGAAGCUUUAUGUACCCGGCUGGCCAUCAUGGUGAAAGGAAGCUUCCAGUGCUUAGGUACCAUCCAACACCUCAAGUACAGGUUUGGGGAUGGCUACAUCGUCACCAUGAAGAUCAGGCCCCCCAAGGCGGGUCUGCUUCCAGACCUGAACCCCGCUGAGCAAUUCCUACAGGCCAACUUCCCGGACAGCGUCCAGAGGGAGAGACGUCACAACAUGCUCCAGUACCGCAUCUCCUCCUCCUCGCUGGCCAGGAUCUUCCAGCUGCUCAUCUCCAACAAGGACAGCCUGUACAUCGAGGAGUACUCCGUCACGCAGACCACGCUGGACCAAGUCUUUGUCAACUUCGCCAAGCAGCAGACGGAGGAGGACCACCUUCCCCUGCACCCGCGCGCGGCCGGAGCCGCCCCCGACGCCAAGUAUCUGUUGCCGUUGCAAGAAUUUCCCCAAAAAACAAACUUGCUGGGACAGGAAGAAAACAUUCACGUGGUGCUGGCAGUGAGAGAGCCCUCCAGGAAAUGAGCCCAAGUAGUUAAUGGGCUGAGGAAACCCGAGGCAGUUGGGCAGCCCAGGGCAGUCAGAGAAGGACGGACCUCUGGAAAGAGCUGCCGUCUCAAGUCCUCACCAUCUUGUCUCUCUUGAAUGGGCACGACUUGAAAGGAAGAACCUUGGUGAAGAGUGUCCAGUCUGGUGAAGGCCACAUGAGGGACAGCUGAAGGAACUGGGAGAAGUUUAGCCCAAACAAGAGAAAAGCCCUGGGGGACAUGAUGAGUACUUUCAAAUGAGAGAGGCAGAGAUGGUGUGGGAAAGAUUCCUUUCUAGAUUCCCCCCCACCCUCCUCAUUAAUGU
Molecule: messenger RNA, 6224 nt
Organism: Sarcophilus harrisii (Tasmanian devil)
Lineage: Eukaryota; Metazoa; Chordata; Mammalia; Dasyuromorphia; Dasyuridae
Gene: ABCA4
Product: ATP binding cassette subfamily A member 4
Exons: 41
Coding region: 108-5897 (1929 amino acids)
Biological process (GO): lipid transport; transmembrane transport
Cellular component (GO): intracellular membrane-bounded organelle; membrane
Molecular function (GO): ATP binding; lipid carrier activity; ATP hydrolysis activity
Source: RefSeq, a predicted model, not a curated record